AAAACGUCACAUUUUAAAAGAACCCACUCAAAUAGAAUAGAAUGUAGAAUUCAUGAAAAAGAAGAAAGAAAAAGAUAGAACAAACAAACUGUAGAACAAGAGAGAGAAACUUCACACAUCUUAACCAUGUCAACCACAAUCAAUGCUUCAACUCCUGCUCCACCAGCACAAAGGUUAUUAGGCAAAGUGGCAGUGGUAACUGGUGGUGCCUCCGGGAUCGGAGAAAGCAUUGUCCGCCUGUUCCAUUCCCACGGUGCUAAAGUCUGUAUAGCCGAUGUCCAAGACGAUCUUGGACAGAAGCUCUGUGAUUCUUUCCAUGAUCCGGAAAAUGUUUAUUUCGUUCAUUGUGAUGUUGCGGUAGAGACUGAUGUUUCGGAUGCAGUACACAAUACUGUUGGUAAAUUCGGCACUCUAGACAUCAUGGUUAACAAUGCUGGAAUUUCCGGAGCACCUUGUCCUGAUAUCCGCAACGUGGACAUGUCCGAAUUCGACAAAGUAUUUGACAUAAAUGUGAAAGGUGUUUUCCAUGGAAUGAAACAUGCUGCUCAUUUUCUGAUCCCAAAGAAAAGUGGCUCAAUAAUUUCUAUCUCAAGUGUUGCAAGUUCCUUAGGAGGAGUAGGGCCUCAUGCAUAUACAGGCUCAAAGCAUGCUGUGUGGGGGAUAACAAAGAAUGUAGCAGCUGAAUUGGGGAACCACGGAAUACGAGUGAACUGCGUGUCGCCUUAUUGUGUUGCAACAGGUUUGGCUUUGGCUCAUUUGCCCGAGGAGGAAAGAACCGAGGAUGCGAUGGAGGGUUUUCGUUCUUUCGUCGGGAAAAACGCGAACUUGCAGGGUGUAGAGUUAACUGCUGAUGACGUGGCUAAUGCUGUUCUUUUUCUUGCGAGUGAUGAUGCAAAGUAUAUAAGUGGAGAGAAUCUUAUGGUUGAUGGAGGAUUCACCCGAACAAAUCACUCGCUCAGAGUUUUUCGAUGAUGAUUAGUAGUUUUCGAUGCUUGUUAAUAAACAAAUUCGCUAUAAUUUUUCCAUGAAGUGAAUGAAUAAGAAUGCGAGUUUGUCUCUGAA
Messenger RNA from Vicia villosa (hairy vetch), 1062 nucleotides. Its product is annotated as (+)-borneol dehydrogenase 2. The record is from RefSeq and is a predicted model, not a curated record. The transcript has 2 exons. The coding region runs from base 127 to 972 and encodes 281 amino acids. Gene Ontology annotation, cellular component: cytosol. Gene Ontology annotation, molecular function: xanthoxin dehydrogenase (NAD+) activity. NCBI's taxonomy places the organism in Eukaryota, Viridiplantae, Streptophyta, Magnoliopsida, Fabales, Fabaceae. Gene Ontology annotation, biological process: abscisic acid biosynthetic process.